AUGUUAUCUACUGUACAACAUACAUUACAAGGAAAUGAAGUAGCAGAAGAACAAUAUCAUUUUCUUAGUCAAUAUCAAAGUCAUACAUCUUCUAAUAGCAGAUCAUUUAUUCAUUCUUAUCACUAUGAUUCUAAUUUUGAGGUCGCUAAUCGCGCGUUUUAUGCGACCAUUAAAAAAUUUACUAGACAAAACUGUUCUAAUGGUUCUCAACGUCGAUCUUCUCCUUAUUCGUUUCUAGAGAACUGGCAUUUGCAUAGUAUGUAUAGUAAAUCACAGCAAACAUUACUCGGUAUUACGCCCGUUAGACCCUCUGUCAUUUUGUCAGGUGAUGACUUUAUGUUUACACUCCCUUUUAUUGAACAAGAAAUAGAAGAACAAGAAGAAGAAGAAGAGGAGGAGGAGGAGGAAGAUGAUGAUGAAGAAGAGUAUAACUACGAUGAAGACUGGGAAGAUUCCUAUUAUAGUCUUAGUCCUUGUCCUAAUUCAAUAAAUCGGUCAGAAUUCUUUUUUUAUGAUAAUAAUGAUGAUGAGGUAAUUCAACACAUUAGCGAUAAUGAUGAGGAGGAUAAGGAAAGGUUUGAAAAUAUCAAUAGACUAUUGGCUUCAACAUAUUCACCGACAUUACUUAAAGAUAUGAAUGAAGAAGAAGAUUAUAAUUUUAAUUCAGUUAUUUGUAAUCAAAACUAUUAUUCAGAUAGUUUACAAAUGAAUAAUAAUCAUGAACGUCGUCCAAAGAUUCUAAAGGAAUAUGAGCCAAUAACCCUAACAAAUGAUCAUUGUCCUUUAAUAAUUGAUACCUUCUUGCAACAACAUGACGAUGCUGUAGUAUUAGAUAUGGAUCCACACGUGCCUUCUCUUCACGAUGUCCCUGAGUUAUCGCCUACUUCUAUUUCCUCCAAUGAAUAUGAUACCAUAGUUACGGAUGUAGGUAGUAACGAUAGUACAACAUCUCUCAUGAAUUUAACACGUUUGUCCACUGAUCAUAUAAUACAAUGUCAAGAUGUUACACCAUUUGACCCUAUGACUUGUUCAAGUCAAAAGUCUACAAAAAAAGACAGUUCAUAUCAAUCAUUAGCAGACCUUAUACCAUCAAACGCAACAACGUCAUCGAUAACAUCUGAUAAUACAACAACGUCAUCGAUAGAAUCUGAUAAUACAACAAGCGUCAUUGCGCCUAUGCCUAUGCCUAUGCCUAUACCUAUACCUAUGCCUACGACUACGCCUAUGACUACAACUACGACUACGACUACGACUACGAAUCCAACCUUUUAUGGAUCUAUCGAUAAUACAACUCAAACUCGAAAUCCAAUGACUUUUUUCGAUUCUAUUAUCCAACAGGGAAUAUCAAUCGAAAUUUUAUUUAUUUGUAUCAUGUAUGUCUGGCAAUUUUUAGUGCAAGUAAAAAAUAUGCUUUUUAAUAAUUCAAUAACAACAACAAGGUCAGAAGAAGAAACUGACUAUUUACUUUAA
This is a messenger RNA of Cokeromyces recurvatus, 1470 nucleotides long. RefSeq lists its product as uncharacterized. NCBI's taxonomy places the organism in Eukaryota, Fungi, Mucoromycota, Mucoromycetes, Mucorales, Mucoraceae. The coding region runs from base 1 to 1470 and encodes 489 amino acids. The transcript has a single exon. The record is from RefSeq and is a predicted model, not a curated record.